UGUUCUUCCGUGUUGGCUUCCAUUCACAACAAGGAAGUAAUGUAAUGUUGAGAGUCUGUCUGGGCAACUGACAGUUAACUUGUGUUUAUGAUCUUGGAUGAAUGGAACGCAAACGGGGAAAUUAUUAAAGAGCAGAUAUUUUUGAGGAUAUUAUUAAUAAAUUAUGCAAACGUUAGCAGGAUUAGUAGCUAGCUUGCAUGCUGACUUGGUGAGGCACCCAGAGUUCUGACUAGUGCCAUGCAUAUCAGUGAGUUGAAGACUGCUCUAAAGGUAUCUUGUUGCCAAGCGUUGUUGUUAGUUGGUUGCACCUCGGGAACAAAAACCUAAGUAUGAAGACGUUCAGGUGCCCUGGACGACAUGGCUAUGCCGUGGAAGUGUCUCCCUUUCAACCGAGCAGAAUUGCAUGCGCGACGUCCCAGUAUUAUGGAAUAGCUGGAUGUGGAACGCUGCAUGUGUUGGAGCAAAGGGAAGCUGAUAUAGGUCUCGUGAGAAGUUUUGAUUGGAACGAUGGGCUGUUCGACGUCACCUGGAGUGAAAAUAAUGAGCACGUGCUGGUGACAGGCGCGGGAGACGGCUCCUUGCAGCUCUGGGACACCGAAAACCCUCAAGGACCACUACAGGUGCUGAAGCAGCAUACUCGAGAGGUUUAUUCUGUUGACUGGAGUCAGACACGUGGAGAGACACUGCUGGUGUCAGGUUCAUGGGACCAUACGGCUAAAGUGUGGGAUCCUGAGCGUCUGCAAUGCCUCUGCACUCUCAGAGGUCACGAGGGGGUCAUCUAUAGCACCAUCUGGUCUCCUCACAUCCCAGGAUGCUUUGCGUCGGCAUCAGGAGACGGAACUCUGCGAGUGUGGGACACGAAAGCAGCUGCCUGCCGAUUGGCCAUCCCCGCCCACAAGGGAGAAAUCUUGAGCUGUGAUUGGUGUAAAUAUGACCAGAAUGUGUUGGUGACUGGAUCGGUCGACUGCAGUCUGUGCGUGUGGGACCUAAGGAAUGUGAGGCAGCCCGUGGCCAAGCUGCUGGGACACUCCUAUGCCAUCCGCAGAGUCAAGUUCUCUCCAUUUCAUCACACCGUCUUGGCAUCCUGCUCCUACGAUUUCACUGUCAGGUUCUGGGACUUCUCAAAGAGUGAGCCUCUGCUAGAAACUCUGGAGCAUCACUCUGAGUUUGUCUGUGGCCUGGACUUCAACUUCCACAUCCCUAACCAGGUGGUGGACUGCUCCUGGGAUGAGACUGUAAAAAUUUACUCCCCUCCACGGCUGGCCGCCGCCCAACCAAGCGAGUCGUAGAGGAAGAUAAUUACCCUGCCGCAAGGAGGAGAGAAAAGAGGGUGAGGGGAAGGAGAAAAAAAGAUUGCACGGAGGGUGGGGUGUGCAGGUUCGUCUCAAUCCUCGGGCAUGGAGUUUGCCAAGGCAGCGCUGCGGUAUUCCUAAUGACGCUAUUAAGGGAGGACUCGGGGGCAGCCGUGCGAUUACACACUGUCCUGCGCGCGUAUAGGAGGAGGGAUCCCUCACCUAACGGGGAGCGCCGCUAUUCACUCUCACCUGAAGCAGCUGGAUCCAAAGUGCCAUUACUGGUGUGAACCUGUGCAUUGCAUUGUGUGACAAAAAUACUUAGCUUUGGGGCUCAACACCUAACCGUUCCCUUUAAAUGUCUUGCUAGGUUGUGGCCAUUGAUUUGUAUUUGUUAAUUUUCCUGAUUAUGUACAUCGAGAUUAAAGAUGCAGUCUGCAAUUUGGUUUUCUA
Clupea harengus (Atlantic herring) is the source of this 1745-nucleotide messenger RNA. RefSeq names its product peroxisomal biogenesis factor 7 (gene pex7). Lineage: Eukaryota; Metazoa; Chordata; Actinopteri; Clupeiformes; Clupeidae. Gene Ontology annotation, biological process: protein import into peroxisome matrix. The record is from RefSeq and is a predicted model, not a curated record. Gene Ontology annotation, cellular component: peroxisomal matrix; cytosol. Gene Ontology annotation, molecular function: protein binding.